Molecule: messenger RNA, 2169 nt
Organism: Phyllopteryx taeniolatus (common seadragon)
Lineage: Eukaryota; Metazoa; Chordata; Actinopteri; Syngnathiformes; Syngnathidae
Exons: 6
Coding region: 1097-1564 (155 amino acids)
Cellular component (GO): endomembrane system
Molecular function (GO): zinc ion binding; ubiquitin protein ligase activity
Source: RefSeq, a predicted model, not a curated record
AGAUCUGUUUACAAACCCAAGGCAGAACAGAGCAGAGUGCAGGAGGCGUCGGGAGGGAAAAGGCAGACUGCAGGCUCACUGUAAAAACAUUGUGGACUGAAAGAGGAAGAGAAAGAGAGUGCCAUGACAAAGCCAGCUGGAGGUGCGAGAGACUGACUGCUACAGAUACACUCUUUGCUGACACACGCCGCCUUUGUCUAUUUUUUUUUUCGUCUGAAAAAGCAGAUGGUCGGAGGAUGAGGAUCCACCUUCCCGUACAAACACACACAAACACCAGUUAUGAGUGAGAAACCAACACACUCAUCGGCAAAAACAGCAAUGCCAGCUUUGGGGCUGUCGUAUGGCGCUUUCCUCACUUUGUUUGGCCUUUGAGCGGAGCACAUCGUUGACGUCUACACUGAGGUGGAAUACCCUCUGCAACAUCAGUGGACUGGAGGAGGAGACAGCAGAGGACACGAGAGCUGAGAAAAUCCUCUGUUAAAAAAGCAGCUUUAGAGGGAGAAGACAAAGCAGACUAAAGCCAGAUUAUUACCUUCAUUGAUCGACAAAUGCCAUUGUGAUCGGUGGAUGACAUUGGAGACAAUCCUGCAGACGAAAAACACAAGUCAAAGAGGGUCUUUCUCUGCUUUGAGUGUAAACAUUGGCCGUGCUGUUGAUGAUGUUAUGACUGCGCAUGAUUCACAUUUUGACAACAACUUAACCCACGGUAUGAGGCAAGUGACAGUCCAAGCUACACAGCAAGAUUUCUUUGUCUUCUCUGAUGACAUCAGUCAUACUGGCAUCCCAGAGCACAUGAGGUUUUUAGACGUUGUCCAAACUCUUGUCCCAAAUAUCCCAUUCUUAGCACGGAGUGGUUAAUCCAGAUUUGGGAAUGCUGGGCCGCACAGACUGCUGAGCCAACAAAACCACACCUCUCAAGGAUUUAUGGAAAUCUGAGCAAAUCUGAAAAACUUAAGGCUUGUAUUUUGGAGGAGCUCAGCACACAGUGACUGAUCCCAGGCACCAACCACAAGUCCAAGAGUUUGGCCUCCAUUCAGGCUCAGCAUUCUUCUUAAAGGGUCUGAAUAUAUUGCUGCUGCCCCAGGAAUCAAAUUUCAUGCAACCAUUCCAAUGGUGUAACGGAUGCCUGUGCAGUUUGAAUUCUCUGAGCUCUGAAAACGACUGCAGCAUGACGUCUGACAUGUAUCACCUGCCACUCAAUGUGUAUGUCAUUGUGCUGGGCAUUGGCCUCUUCGUCUUCAUGCUCAGUCUCAUCUUCUGCUGCUACCUUUUCAGGUUGAAACAACAAGGAACGAGGGAGCAGUUCAGCUACAACGAGGUGGUGCUGAAGGGAGCAAGUAAGAAACUCAGCCUUCUUGGACAAACCUGUGCAGUGUGUCUGGAAGAAUUCAGGACCAGAGACGAACUUGGAGUGUGCCCAUGCUCACAUGCAUUUCACAAGAAGUGCCUGCUAAAGUGGCUGGAGAUCCGCAGCGUGUGCCCAAUGUGCAACAAACCCAUCUUGCGACUCCACACAGAUCCCCCGCAGGGUGCCGAGGGUCCUAUGGAGCCAGAGGAGGUGUGAGGCUGGGAGAAAUGAAACCAGACUUCUCUUACAAAGAACACAACCAUUUAAAUACAACUAGAGAUGAUCAUCUCACAGGCAAUGCCGUUUAUGAUCCCAAGUGGCUGUGUUGCCGCUGACCUUUGAGCAAUAUUCUUAGGUGGGACUUGGAUAUUGACAGGAGAUUGGGAAAGGGGAGGGGGGGGGGGGGGGGAGGCUGUAUAAAUGAGACAUUUCUAUUACAUUGGUCUGCUCAGCAACAACCCGACUGGGCACAGUAUAACAACUGGAGCAGUACUUAUACCUCUACCAUCUCAGGGGUGUUACCAAUCCAGCCAGCACAAACCACGUCAGUCACACCGUAACCCACACAUGCAUAUUACAAUCAAUUCUGCCACUGUGUAGGUGAAAAACUCAAGCAGUCACGAGGUAGCCACGCCCUCUGGAUGACAUCACGACCAGCAUAAAGGAUAUAAGUAGGCCGUUUUUUCAGAUGUGUACCAGGAACGUUCCUUUGAAAAGAGGAUAGAAACUAGCGUGUAUGUACUGUACGUAAAUGUUUCCCAAUAUAUAUUGUUAUUUUGUAUUUGUUGCUUUUAAAUAAAAUGUCAUGUAAUGUAUUGUAA